This is a messenger RNA of Knipowitschia caucasica, 1062 nucleotides long. The record is from the annotation of a GenBank genome assembly. NCBI's taxonomy places the organism in Eukaryota, Metazoa, Chordata, Actinopteri, Gobiiformes, Gobiidae.
AUGUCAAAGGUUUCUAUGGACUGCAAUCUGAAGUCUCUUCUGAGUCCAGUUAGAGAGCAGAAUCUGGUUAAGAAGAAGAAGUAUCCAGUGACGUCACAGACUGCGGAAGAACAUGGAGGACUUCUGCAACCAUUCUUCGUCUCGUCCAUGUUCCGUGUGAGGAGCGAGCAGGAGGAGGAGCACAGUGAGCAGAUCUCGUGGCUGCGCAGCGCCGCGCUGCAGGGCGAUGCGCAGCUGUUGGAGGCCAUGCUGAGCCAGGAGAUCUACAGGCGGCUGCUGAACUGCCGCAGCGGAUGGGGCGUGGCGGGCACUCCCCUCCACGCCGCCGCUUCCCGGGGACACGCUGGCUGUGUGCGCGUGCUGCUGGCUCACGGCGCGCUGGUCGACAGCCUGGACGUCAAAGCGCAGACGCCGCUGUUCACCGCAGCGCGAGGGAAGUAUCUGCGCUGUCUGCUGCAGCUACUGUGCGCCGGCGCUGACCCCAACGGCAGCUCCUUCAACCUGUGCUCCCCUGUGCUGACGGCGGCAAGGGAGGGGGAUGCCGACGUGCUUCGCAUACUGCUCCAGUACGGAGCCGAGGUGAACGAACUCUCCAAAGUGCUGGUGCUCAGCUCUGUGGCCUCGGUGUGCAGUGGGCCGCUGUACUUGGCCGCAGUGUAUGGUCACAGGGACUGUUUCCGGCUGCUGCUGCUGUACGGCGCGGACCCCGACUAUAACUGUGUGGAUGCGCUGCUGAUGCGGCUGCGGCAGCGGCGCACCGUGCUGGAGAUGUGUCUGCGUCACGGCUGCGGCGCCGACUACGUCCAGCUUCUCAUUGACUUCGGCGCCAACGUCUAUCUGCCCACACUGAUCAUAGAGAAGACCACCAAGCAGAACGAGGCGCUGGAACUGCUGCUGAGGGAGAGAGGGACCCCCAAGAGUCUGACGUCUCAGUGCCGUCUCGCUCUCCGCAGACACCUCCGCAAGAUCAACAAGAUCCACCUCCUGGACCAGCUGGACCUGCCCCAGAGCCUGCUGCUCUACCUGCAACACCUGCCUCCACCAGUGCUCCCAGUGCUCUGA